Molecule: messenger RNA, 1381 nt
Organism: Mastomys coucha (southern multimammate mouse)
Lineage: Eukaryota; Metazoa; Chordata; Mammalia; Rodentia; Muridae
Product: myocyte-specific enhancer factor 2B
Exons: 9
Coding region: 122-1174 (350 amino acids)
Biological process (GO): positive regulation of transcription by RNA polymerase II
Molecular function (GO): DNA-binding transcription factor activity, RNA polymerase II-specific; protein dimerization activity; RNA polymerase II cis-regulatory region sequence-specific DNA binding
Source: RefSeq, a predicted model, not a curated record
GCUGUGCUCAGUGCAGCGGCAGCAGUUAGGUGCUCGACCCCCGCAGUUCACAGCAAGUGUGGCCAGCAGGGACCGGACCCCCGGGACUCCUGAGAACAGCCACUCUGCACAGCGACCCACCAUGGGGAGGAAAAAAAUCCAGAUCUCACGCAUUCUAGACCAAAGGAACAGGCAGGUGACUUUCACCAAGCGCAAGUUCGGGCUGAUGAAGAAGGCCUACGAGCUGAGCGUGCUUUGCGACUGCGAUAUCGCGCUGAUCAUCUUCAACAGCGCGCAACGCCUCUUCCAGUAUGCGAGCAGCGACAUGGACCGGGUGCUGCUCAAAUACACAGAGUACAGCGAGCCGCACGAGAGCCGCACGAACGCGGAUAUCUUACAGACACUGAAGAGGAGAGGCGUGGGCCUUGAUGGACCCGAGCUGGAUAUCGAGGAGGGGCCUGAGGGACCUGGAGAGAAACUGCUGAGGACGCUGGGGGGUGACAGAGGCUCGGCUUCACCCCCACCUCGGAUCUAUCCCGUGGCCCCCGCAAUGUCGGUCUCAGAGCUGUCAUACCGGGUUCCACCCGCCACUCCAGGCUGUGAUCCUGGCGGGCUGGGGGAGGCCCCGUCUGUCCACAGCCGCCCACCUCACUUUCGACCCCCGGGCCUGGGACACCCCAUCUUCUCUCCGAGCCACCUUGCGAGCAAGACGCCCCCACCCCUAUACUUGGCGACUGAUGGGCGGAGGCCAGACCUGCCCCCUGGCCUGGUUGGUGCCCGAGGGGGACUGGGCACCUCGAGGAGCCUGUACAGCGGCCUGCAGAGUCCCGGUGCCCCGGGCCCCGCUCUGGGUAGCUUUGCCUUCCUACCAUCAGGCUCCGCAGAUUGCAGCCCGGGAGACUCAGCUCAGGUCUCCCUGCAGCCCUCGCCCUGGCCACCGACGAGGGACGCUGGGGACCCCGCACGGCCAGUAAGUGCCCGCAGUCUGUGCGAGGAGGGUCCCCCCAGCCGAGGGGCCUCCCCUCCAACGCCUCCGGUCAGCAUCAAGUCUGAGCGACUGUCUCCAGUCACUGGGACUUCUGGCGACUUUCCCAGGUCCUUCCCCUACCCGCUGCUCCUUGCCAGGCCCCUGGCAGAGCCACUGCGUCCCUCAGCCUCCCUGCGUCGCUUGACCCCUGACAGCUGGCCACGGUAGCGCUCCAAGAGGUUCCUCCAGCUUCCACAGAGUUCCUGAAGUCUCAGGUUCCCUGCACCGCCAGGAGGGCGAGGGCACCCAAUGUGCAUCACUAAUGAGGCCCUAUCCCUUCCUGGCGGCCACUGCAUCAAUAAAGCCCAAGGAUUCGGGAGGACACUGGGCAACCCCUAGCUCAGAGCCUCCCGAGCCCAGGAUAGCCACACCCAA